Molecule: messenger RNA, 1176 nt
Organism: Pestalotiopsis fici W106-1
Lineage: Eukaryota; Fungi; Ascomycota; Sordariomycetes; Amphisphaeriales; Sporocadaceae
Exons: 2
Coding region: 1-1176 (391 amino acids)
Source: RefSeq, a predicted model, not a curated record
AUGGCAAAAGACCUGAUGACCACCGAGUAUGAGCCCAUACAUCCCGAGGGCCUGGCCCUUGGGUUGAUGGUGGUGACCAUUAUCAUGACCAUUCUGUCAACAUUUGUCGUUUGUCUGCGAUUCUGGGUACGGAAGAUGUCCAGUUCCUAUUUCGUGGAUGACUGGUUGAUGCUUGCCGGCUGGAUUAUUAACGUAGCUCAUAAUGCCUCAGUUAUUGUGCUCUCGGUCAGCGGGAUCGGUUCCCACGACGAUAUUAUCACGGUGGGGAUGCAGUACAAGAUGGGACUCUGGACCAUCAUCUGGCAGUUCCUCUACGUGCUGGACGGAGCCCUCAUCAAGUCCAGCAUCAUCAUGACCAUGAUGCGUCUCGCCAAUAAGAAGAGGUACAAGUAUAUCCUCUGGGGACUGUUCGCCCUCGCCUGGAUCACUUGGCAGAUCUCGUGGCCUGUGGCCAUCUUUCAGUGCAAGCCCGUAGCCGCGGCCUGGGGCGAGCCGGGCGACUGCACCUCGGGCCAGAGUGUGAUUCUCAACGUGUCAUACUUUGUCUCGGCCACCAACAUCUUUACCGACAUGGCAACCGCCUUGACGCCGAUUCUGCUACUGCGCCACGUGCAACUGGCGCCCCGGGUCAAGCUCAUCACCAUGUUCAUCUUGUCUCUGGGCGUGUUUGCAUCGAUAGCCACGACCAUUCGCAUCACCUACACCUGGGCCUACACAACGCCUACGAACCGCUUCUACGAGAUUGGCAAGAUUGUGCUACUGACGGUGCUCGAGUGCGACCUGGGCAUCAUUGCCGGGUCCCUGCCCAUGCUGCGCCGCCUCUUUCCCAGUCUCGCGUCCUCGGCCAAGUCAAAGUCGAGCCAGCGCACCACCGACGUCAACCUCGUCACCAUUGGCGGUGGCCGCCGGGCGCGGUACAAGCUGGAGAACACUCUGGACGGCACAAAGGUUGGCGCCCACGACCACCACUUCCAGGACAAGGAGCUCGGCGACAGUGACCAGGGUUCCACGGACCGCAUCAUACACAUUACCCGCGAGAUUGAGAUUGAGCAGACCAGUGUCAACGGUCACCACGACAGCCUCGAGCGCGGCGAUCACAGCGACAAUAGCGUCAAUGGCGAAAGUCCUGACCAUCAAUUUCGCACUGCCGUCUCCAAUGGGCGUUUGAGACGGUAG